Molecule: messenger RNA, 1095 nt
Organism: Linum trigynum
Lineage: Eukaryota; Viridiplantae; Streptophyta; Magnoliopsida; Malpighiales; Linaceae
Source: the annotation of a GenBank genome assembly
CAGAUGGUGAAAAUCGAAAAACCCUAGAAAGAGUACCCACCACGAUCGCGUGUUUGGCCGGAUCCUUCCAUCCACCGGCCGACCAUCCAUCGAUCGAUCUCAUGGCUUCCUCCGAUGUUGACGAAAAGUAUCCUCCGCUGACUUACUACCCCGACAGAUACUGCGAGACCUGCCGGAGACUCGACAAGACGGAGAUGAAACCACAGCCCGACGACCAAGAGUAUGUAUUUGAUUACGAAACUUUCCGUGACGACGAAACCCUAAGGCUACAUGUCGUCAACUACAGGAGGACCCAGUAUACGAGGAGUUAUUUCGAUAUUGAUUGCCCUCCAAAUUACGGCGGCGUUGGUGGGCAGCCACACCCUGGAAAGCAUUAUGCGAACGACGACAGAUUUCAAGAGACGGUUAAGGAAUGUGCUAGGUUCGGGGUGCAGAAAUGUAACGAAGAAACCAAGGUGAAGGGGAUUGAUUUGGAGUUGGUGGAGGUUGAGAAUGUUACUGCUGAAGGCUGUGGUUGGAUGAGAUUCUACAUGACUCUCGCCUGCCGCAAUCGGGUUCAUGGCAAGCGGAAAUGGAUCUCUGAAGCAGCAGCUGGCCGUGAUGAAUGCGUGACGCAGAGCUACAAAGUUGUGGUUUCCUGUUGCUAUUGGAAAACGGAGCUGAAGAAGAUGCUGCUCUUCAACGACCCAAAUGGGAAUCAUUUGUGGGAGCCGGCGGAUCCUUUUUGCGACCGAGUCAGCCGGCCAUAUUACGGCGACGAAGUUGCUCUAGCUGGCGAUGGUUCAUUGAUGGUAGUCCGAUCUUCGGAGAAUAAAGCUCAGGAAUAGGAGGAAGAUCAAGUACCUAGUAGUGGUAGUAGUUUAAUUAUGUUUAAGUACGUAGUAUGUUUGUUUAUGGCAUUGCAUUUUAUCAUGUUGGGAUAAAGUGGACACCUAAAAAUGAUCUUUCAUGUUGGUAGUCUUCUCCAUCAUCCUUGUCCCUUGUAGUAGUGUCGGGCAAUGCAGUCAAAAUCACGAUUCUAUGUAGAUCAGUAUUUUGAUCGCCUAAAAGGGUUGGAGGACUUCUCUUGUACUUUAAUUAAACAAAUUUUGUUUG